AUGAGAGGACAUACAAAAAUAGCAAAACGACGUCAGUAUCCAAAUACGAGUAUAACAGAGAACAAUAUUCUGUUGAUGACACCAGAGAAACAGAUAUUAUCACAGUGUGACACUGAUAGUAACUCCAGUAUAAGACACUAUGCUCGUAAAGACAGAACUCCAAAUACAAUUAAGAAAAUGAUGGAACGCCAUCGUGAGAGUGAAAGAGUAAGACACCAUAGUUUGAAUGAAUCGUUAAAAGACGUAUGUAUGCGUGUACCAGGAUAUGAUCCGGGAGCUAAAGAAACCAAGGGUAUGAUUUCAGAUGCAAAAGGAUUUAUUGGUCCAUAUUUUAUGGAUCUACUUUCAGAGGGCUUCUGUGGCCAUGUUGUUAAGGCCGCUGCCUUCAAAUCACUUGCCCCAAACGGCUGUGGUUUAAAAUCCUCUCAGGGAUUUUGGAUUCUUUCAUGUGAGGAAACUAAUCUGCUAGGUUACAAAGAUUUCUAUCAGCCUAGCAGCUAUAGAACAAGUGAUGGGGAUGAUGAGGAUGAAGAGAAUGAUAGACUUGUAGCUUUCCCUGGUAGAAAAAAUAACAUAUCUCAAAGGGCAACAAAGUCAGUUAAAAUUGAAGAUCCGAGGAUUUUGAAGUACCGUAGAGAAAAGAUAUCUUCCCCAACUGUGGAUUCUACCACAGAUAACAUUGUUAGACUUGGUCAGUUUGCAUACCAAGAUGUUGACAGUACCCCAAGAUAUCUGAGUCAGUUUGACAGUCAUAUAUAUUGGAAUACAGAGCAGACUGGUUUUAAGACUAUUGACCUGUCUCAGCAAUCUUCACAGGAGUCAGGAAUUAAAGUAGAGACACAGUCUAGCCUUGAUGAUGACAGUCAUUUUCAUGAGAUCAAUAAUUUCAUGGAAGAUGAAUUAUACAGCGAGUCAGAACAUCUUAGAACUGUCACUCCAUCUUUUAUGCGUGAAGAGACGGUGAGUACAUCAACAUGUAUGGAUGAUACAGAUGAAGGUUUUGAUUUAUCCAGCCCAGUUAGAUACAAGGACAGCGUGUUCCUUCAUAGUCCACCAGCUAGGGGUAUUUGGCAUUCUGUCAGCAAGCACCAUCUACCAGAUAAAGCUGACACUCCUGGACAUAAAGAAAUGGAGAGUGUAUCCCCAGAAAAUAUUCUUGAAACUAAACCUAAACUUGACACUGGUUUAACUGAGCCAUCUACCAGCUCUGUAUACAAAAGCUCAAUCAGACCAAUGACAGAAAUUCUGUCAAGCACAGUUAAUAGCCUUGACCUUGAAAACAUGGGCAUUUUCCAUCAAGUACCAGAGUGUGUGCCAUAUCCAACAGAACUUUACACCAAUACUAAUCAUUUUACUAAGGUUACACCAAGUAGCCAUCAUUAUUCAAAGUCUAGUAUCAAUACAUGUAAUAAAACAGAACAGCUUAAUGUCAUUGGAGAUAAGUCAAGAACUUCUACACCCAGAUCAGCUUCUUCAUCUGCUACGCAGAAAGGUGGGAAAAUUCUAAAAAACAUCCCUGUAAGAAAUGUGAAAAUACAAAUAGUGCAUGCCAGCCCUUCACAGAGAAGUUUACAAAGUAAGCUUAUGGACACACGCACAGUUUCCUCCACCUCUACAGGGAAUGGUGAACAUAACAUAUCUCCUUUACCACCAAAACUUGUUCACAUAAAUCAAGAGCAAUUUAGUCAGCCUGCAGAAAAUAACAAGAAAGAAAAUCUGAAUCCCCGGCCAGAGGGACCUUUUGCUGUGACACAGCUCAAAAGAAUACCUGUACCUACCAUGCCUACCCUUCAACAAUUGCCAGGGACAGUGGUUUCUCCACUUCAAUAUACAACAGACCUGUGGUCUCCGGAGGCGAAGAAUAAAAGAAAGAGAUACACACCAUUUAGAUCACCAUUCCUGGACAGGACCAAUGAAGACAGUGAUGACGAAAAUUGGCUACCAGAACCAAAAAAAAUAAAAAUAAGUGGGCAAGAAGGACAAGCUCAAAAACUGCAGACAAGAUCUACUGGAAUUAAACCAAAUGCAGCAAACAUAGUGGAGUGGCCUGAGAUUGGAAGCAGUGAGAGCACAUAUGGGAAAAGAAAGGUUGACCAUCGAAGAUCAACAUGGAUGAAUGGUUUUAUGAUGUUUAGUCAGCUAAAUAGACAAAAAUAUAUAAGUGAGCAUCCUGGUGUACAUAUAUCUGUUAUACAGAAACUGCUGGGUCACAAAUGGAGGACUAUGUCACCAGAGGAACAGCUAUCAUACAGAGAAAAAGCUAGUCAAUACAGUGGGUUGAUGAAACUUGCACAGACAUACCCAGGUUCAGUAGUUGACUCAAGCACAAGCAUGGAUACAGGUACACAUAAUCAAAGCUGGGAACCAGUGGAGAGCCAGGACAAAGUAGAUCCAUCUGUUAUAACUAUAGCUCCCAAAUAUUGGCAAUUCUAGUGUCAUACAAGAUGAAGACAGUUUUUCAAACAUAUCAAAGAUGAAAAUAAAUGAUUGUCAUCACACACUUUUAGAAAUAUAUUGCAGAUGAAGAAUAAGUAACUUUAAACUUAAUGACUCACUGUCCUAUUACUUUAACAUAUACAUAGUAUGUAUUUUUAGCUCACCUGAGCAUGCUCAGGGUGAGCUUUUAGGAUCGAUGAUUGUCCGUCGUCCGUCCGUUCACAUUUUGUUGUUAACACUCUAGGGGUCGCAUUUUUGCCUCAAUCAUCAUCAAACUUGGUCAGGAUGCUUAUCUAGCUGAUAGCUCGGAUGAGUUUGAACAUGGGUCAUUUCGGAUGAAAAACUAGGUCACAAGAGCUAAAGAUAGAAAAACCUUGUUAACACUCUAGAGGUCACAUUUUUGCCUCAAUCAUUAUCAAACUUGGUCAGGAUGUUUGUCUAGGUGAUAGCUCGGAUGAGUUCGAACAUGGGUCAUCUCGGCUGAAAAAGUAGGUCACCGGAGCUAAAAAUAGAAAAACCUUGUUAACACUCUAGCGGUCACAUUUUUGCCUCAAUCAUCAUCAAACUUGGUUAGGAUGCUUGUCUAGGUUAUAGCUCAAAUGACUUCGAACAUGGGUCAUCUCGGAUGAAAAAGUAGGUCACCAGAGCUAAAAAUAGAAAAACCUUGUUAACACUCUAGCGGUCACAUUUUUGCCUCAAUCAUCAUCAAACUUUGUCAGGAAGCUUGUCUAAGUGAUAGCUCAUAUGAGUUUGAACAUGGGUCAUCUCGGAUGAAAAACUAGGUCACUUGAGCUAAAAAUAGAAAAACCUUGUUAACACUCCAGCGGUCACAUUUUUGCCUCAAUCAUCAUCAAGCUUGGUCAGGAUGCUUAUCUAGUUGAUAGCUCGGAUGAGUUCGAACAUGGGUCAUCUCGGAUAAAAACAAGGUCACAAGAGCUAAAAAUAGAAAAACCUUGUUAACACUCUAGCGGUCACAAUUUUGCCUCAAUCAUCAUCAAACUUGGUCAGGAUGUUUGUCUAGGUGAUAGCUUGGAUGAGUUCGAACAUGGGUCAUCUCGGAUGAAAAAGUAGGUCACCGGAGCUAAAAAUAGAAAAACCUUGUUAACACUCUAGAGGUCACAAUUUUGCCUCAAUCAUCAUCAAACUUGGUCAGGAUGUUUGUCUAGGUGAUAGCUUGGAUGAGUUCGAACAUGGGUCAUCUCGGAUGAAAAAGUAGGUCACCGGAGCUAAAAAUAGAAAAACCUUGUUAACACUCUAGCGGUCACAUUUUUGCCUCAAUCAUCAUCAAACUUUGUCAGGAAGCUUGUCUAAGUGAUAGCUCGGAUGAGUUCGAACAUGGGUCAUCUCGGAUGAAAAAGUAGGUCACUGGAGCUAAAAGUAGAAAAACCUUGUUAACACUCUAGCGGUCACAUUUUUGCUCAAUCAUCAUCAAACUUGGUCAGGAUGCUUAUCUAGGUGAUAGCUUGGAUGAGUUCGAACAUAGGUAAUCCUGGAUGAAAAACUAGGUCACCUGAGCUUAAAAUAGAAAAACCUUGUUAACACUCUAGAGGUCACAAUUUUGCCUCAAUCAUCAUCAAACUUGGUCAGGAUGUUUGUCUAGGUGAUAGCUUAGAUGAGUUCGAACAUUGGUCAUCUUGGAUGAAAAACUAGGUCACAGGAGCUAAAAAUAGAAAAAUCUUGUUAACACUCUAGUGGCUACUGUUUUGAUCCAAAUAUCCUGUAAAUUGAAAGUUUGUUUUGAUGAUUUCUAAGUCAAGUUCGAACAUUGGUUAUCUUGGUUGAAAAACUAGGUCACACCGCCCAAAUAUGGAAAAACAUUGUUAACAUUCUAGUGGUCACAUUUUCUACUCAAUUAUCAUCAAACUUGGUCAGGAUGCUUGUCUAGGUAAUUGCUCGGAUGAGUUCGAAAUCGCAUGUGAAACUAGGUCACUGGAGCUAAAAAUAGAAAAAUCUUGUUAACACUCUAGUUGCUACUGUUUUGAUCCAAGUAUCCUGGAAAUUGGUCUGAAAGUUUGUUUUGAUGAUUUCUAGGUCAAGUUUGAAUAUGGGUCACCUGGGUAAAAAACUAGGUCACACUGCUCAAAUAUGGAUAAUCCUUGUUAACACUGUAGUGGUUACAUUUUUGACUCACCUGUCAUGAGACUUGGUCAGAAUGCUUUUCUAGGUAAUUGUUUGGAUGAGUUUGAUGGGUCAGGUGAGCGAUCUAGGGCUAUCAUGGCCCUCUUGUUAAAGGAACUCCCCUGAGGUCCAAAUGUAAAAACAUGAAGUUUGAAUUUCUUAUAUACUGUAAAAUCAUUAUUAUUCGUGGGGCACGAAUUUUCAUGGUUUUCGUGGGUAGGUCAAUCCACGAAUUUAAGAUCCCACGAACUUUUAUCCCAACAAAUACUUCUUACCCAGUCUUUGUUCUAUAUAUUACAAACAUGCGUCGGCUCUUUUCCGGCCGAUAUUUCGUGAAAUGGAUGUAUAUACAGACAGAUAAUCAGGUUAGUGACAUAUUAAAUCCGUUUACAAUAUUUAAGAAACUUGAAAGAAAACUCGAUUAUAUGUCCUCAAUUUACUGUCACAAAUGUCGCAUAUACGUACUUGAUCGUUGUAGUCUACUAGGACUUGAUUGUGUCAACAAGAAUACUUGACAUAAUCGAGUAAAUAUGGGAACCCAGGCAGUGCAAUAAUUAGCGCUAAUAAAAAUUGUCAGUUU
Ruditapes philippinarum (Manila clam) is the source of this 5134-nucleotide messenger RNA. RefSeq lists its product as uncharacterized. The transcript is spliced from 14 exons. The record is from RefSeq and is a predicted model, not a curated record. NCBI's taxonomy places the organism in Eukaryota, Metazoa, Mollusca, Bivalvia, Venerida, Veneridae. Bases 1 to 2433 code for a protein of 810 amino acids.